AUGGUUAUACCCACCAUUACCCACGUGGUUAUACCCCCAUUACCCACGUGGUUAUACCCACCAUUACCCACGUGGUUAUACCCCCAUUACCCACGUGGUUAUACCCACCAUUACCCACGUGGUUAUACCCACCAUUACCCAUGUGCCAAACUGGACGGGGUCAAGACAUACAUGCGCAUGCGCAGAGUGCCGGCGCACCUCCAGGCCAAGGUCAUCAAGUGGUUUGACUACCUAUGGCUGACCCAGAAGUGCUCGGACGAGGAGAAGGCUGUCAGCUGUUUACCAGACAAGCUCAAGGCUGAGAUGGCUAUUCACGUCCACCUGGACACACUCAAGAGAGUGGAGAUCUUCCAGAACACGGAGGCGGGCUUCUUGUGUGAACUGGUGCUACACCUCCGACCAGUUCUCUUCUCUCCCGGUGACUACAUCUGCAGAAAAGGGGAGGUGGGGAAGGAGAUGUACAUCGUCAACAGAGGGAAGCUGCACGUGGUGGCUGACAACGGCAAGACUAUGCUGGCAACACUGAAGGCUGGCUCAUACUUCGGCGAGAUCUCCAUCCUUAAUAUGGGCACUGCUGGUAACAGGCGGACGGCGUCGGUGCGGUCAGUGGGCUACAGUGACCUCUUCGUGCUCUCCAAGAAGGACAUGUGGGACGUGCUGAAGGAGUACCCCGCCGCCCGGGUCAGACUCGAGGCCAUCGCCGCCAAGAGGCUGGAGAAGUACAAGAAGGCGCCGCUGGAGAAAGCCGCCAUGGGUAGGAGUAGCUCUACCCCGGGGCUGGUGGAGUCUUCUGGCAGAGUGCCCCUGGAGGACAUGUGGCUGCCCUCGGCGCCCCCGCUCAAGCUUCCCCCGCUCUGCCCCACACCUGGCUACAGUCCCAUCACCAGCCCCAGGAGCCGGGCACACCGUUCCCAGACCCUGGAGUCGGAGAGAUUCACCCUGGAGUCGGCCUUGAGUGAUUCCUCCUCCAGACACUCUACCGACGACGACAAGGCCGGACACACCCUCCAGCGUCCCUUCUCCCAGGGGCCACCCCCACACUCCACAGGCACAACGGCCAGCGUGACGUCAUACGACAGUGCAGAGAAGCGGUCGACAAUCACCUCCCCGAGCAACGUGUUGUCGCCCUUAACGUCGCCCAACUACGCCACGGGGGAGAUAGCCUACACCCUACCGGUCCCGCCCCCGCCCUCGGGGGACCACAACGCCUCCCCAGCCUCGGACCUGGGGCUCUCCCCAGCCUCCCUCCUCGUCGUCUCCCCAGGUAUGAUACUGCAGGGGUCCCACAGCGCCGGGGCGUUACCCAGGGACUCGUCCCCCCAGGAGCUCCUGCUGGGGGAGAUCCGGCGCCUGCGGGAGCGGUUAGUAAGCCUGGAAGCUGAGAACGCCACAAUGACCCUGAAGCUGAGUCAGCAGCAGUGGGAGGUGGAGCACCGCCUCCAUGAGAUCGAGAUGCAGCUCUGUGCCAACUCCAGCAACACCUCCAGUGCAGACGACAACGAGAGGAACAGAGAGAGCAUUAUCUAGACUCCUCAGACCGGCAGGAGGGUUGAACAGGUGCCAGGGAGGAGUCUCUCUGGGUGGUGUGACAUGAUCUCCUAGGGAAUGAUCUCUAUACAAAUGAUCUCCUAGGGAAUGAUCUCUAUACAACAGUAUAGAGAUCAUCCCCUAGGCUCCUACACAGGUGUUCUAGAGAUGUUCUUCCUACCCUCAGCUCCAACGCUGGUGUUCUAAGGGUGUUCUUCACCUAUACACCCUGGUCUGACGCGAAAACCUUCUGGUAAACGCACCUUUACCAAAUAUAGACCGAUUUGCAAUAAUUCUCGUAACGUUUCAUAUUGUUCUUCACAAACGCUGGUAACCUUGAAAGGUUUUUUCAGAUAUUUGGAAUAUUUAUUAAAAGUUAAUGAAAUAACAUAAAUUUCAUCACAUUUUUGCUGUUUCAUUAAACUCUAUAUAACAUUGCAACAAAUUAUAGUCAAUUUUAUACUUACAAUUCAACUAUUUUGUAUGUUCACCAGAUAUAUACUUUUUUACAAGCAAUAUUACUAAAAUAAAUUCUAUGAAAUCUCCACAAUAAUAGAAAUAUUGUUUUAAAAAGGUCUUGAUGUCUCGAGAUGUCUCGAUGUCUCAAAGAUGUCUCGAGUCUCAAAGAUGUCUCUAGCCUCAAAGAUGUCUCGAUGUCUUAAAGAUGUCUCAAAGAUGUCUUGAUGUCUCAAAGAUGUCUUGAAGAUGUCUCGAUGUCUCAAAGAUGUUUCGAGUCUCAAAGACGUCUCGAGUCUCAAAGACGUCUCGAGUCUCAAAGACGUCUCGAGUCUCAAAGAUGUCUCGGGGUCUCAAAGAUAUCUCGAGUCUCAAAGAUGUCUCGGGGUCUCAAAGAUGUCUCGAGUCUCAAAGAUGUCUCGAGAAACAUCUUUUAUCAAAAAUAUUAAUAAACAUAUUACAGGUGUUUGAUAAAACAUAUGGCAAGUCAUUCUGCAAAUAAUUGUAACAUAUUACCUAACUUGUAAUUAAAGUCAAUAAUGUGUAUAAUGUUGUAUUCAAGUUAAAGUAAUCUGGAAUUUUGAAAUAUUUAUUGUAUGAUUAUUGUAAGUUAUACCAUUUUGUAUAAUGAGUUACCAGAUUACAUAUUGUGUUGUCAAGAGUUACCAGAUUACAUAUUGUGUUGUCAAGAGUUACCAGAUUACAUAUUGUGUUGUCAAGAGGUACCAGAUUACAUAUUGUGUUGUCAAGAGGUACCAGAUUACAUAUUGUGUUGUCAAGAGGUACCAGAUUACAUAUUGUGUUGUCAAGAGUUACCAGAUUACAUAUUGUGUUGUCAAGGGGUACCAGAUUACAUAUUGUGUUGUCAAGGGGUACCAGAUUACAUAUUGUGUUUUCAAGAGGUACCAGAUUACAUAUUGUGUUGUCAAGGGGUACCAGAUUACAUAUUGUGUUGUCAAGGGGGGUACCAGAUUACAAAUUGUGUUGUCAAGGGGUACCAGAUUGCAAAUUCUGUUGUCAAGAGUUACCAGAUUACAUAUUGUGUUGUCAAGAGGUACCAGAUUACAUAUUGUGUUGUCAAGAGGUACCAGAUUACAAAUUGUGUUGUCAAGGGGUACCAGAUUACAAAUUCUGUUGUCAAGGGGGGUACCAGAUUACAAAUUGUGUUGUCAAGGGGUACCAGAUUGCAAAUUCUGUUGUCAAGGUUUACCAGAUUACAUAUUGUGUUGUCAAGGGGGGUACCAGAUUACAAAUUGUGUUGUCAAGAGGGUACCAGAUUACAAACUGUGUUGUCAAGGGGGUACCAGAUUACACAUUGUGUUGUCAAGGGGGGUACCAUAUUAAAAAUUGUGUUGUCAAGAGGGUACCAGAUUACAAAUUGUGUUGUCAAGGGGGGUACCAGAUUACAAAUUGUGUUGUCAAGGGGGUACCAGAUUAUAAGUUUUAGAGGUAGACUAUAAUGUCAAAGGAAGUACCAAAUUGUAAACUCGAGGGAUAUGUCAGUCCACUCACUAUCCCUUUCAACACCCCACUCAUUACCCCACUCACCACCCCUCUAACUAAACCCCCCCCCCCUCACUAAACAACACGAACAUUGAUAUUUAUGAAAAGAGCAGAGAAGUGUUCAACGCAGAAAGCUGACACGGCCCCCCAGCUUAUUGGCUGGGACGCCUACCCAAGUGUGAGCCUCUGAGCAGCUUAGCUAGGAUUCCUGCCCUGUGACCAAGUGGUUGGCUAGGACUCCUAGAACACACACACACAUACACACACACACACUCACUCUGCAAGACCAAUAUGCAGUGCAGCACACCAGCAGCAAUAGUCUGCUGCCACUGCAUAAAUAAUAUCUCUCAUGUACAGGAAUAGCUCUAUGAGUUGACAGAAAAUAUCUAUGGAGGGUCAACAGGAGACGCACGCAAGUCCUUCACUCACGCAAGUCCUUCACUCACGCAAGUCCUUCACUCACGCAAGUCCUUCACUCACGCAAGUCCUUCACUCACGCAAGUCCUUCACUCAGUAUUUUGUAGCCCUUA
Molecule: messenger RNA, 4016 nt
Organism: Procambarus clarkii (red swamp crayfish)
Lineage: Eukaryota; Metazoa; Arthropoda; Malacostraca; Decapoda; Cambaridae
Source: RefSeq, a predicted model, not a curated record